This is a messenger RNA of Ochlerotatus camptorhynchus, 2126 nucleotides long. It is a transcript of the gene stai, whose product is annotated as stathmin. Gene Ontology annotation, molecular function: tubulin binding. The transcript is spliced from 6 exons. Gene Ontology annotation, biological process: neuron projection development; regulation of microtubule polymerization or depolymerization; microtubule depolymerization. The coding region runs from base 745 to 1656 and encodes 303 amino acids. Gene Ontology annotation, cellular component: neuron projection; cytoplasm. NCBI's taxonomy places the organism in Eukaryota, Metazoa, Arthropoda, Insecta, Diptera, Culicidae. The record is from RefSeq and is a predicted model, not a curated record.
ACGGCGCAGUCCCUGUUUAGAACUUGACGUGUACGGAACUCGCUACGCUACGGCUCAGAACUCGAACGAUCCGUUUAGUUGAGUGCUUGAUACUUGCAAGGAUACCCGGAGGUGGGAGAAAGGAGACAUCAGCAUCGAGAGGAAGAGACACGUGGUGGUAGCGCGGAAAAGCCUAAAGGAAAAACACAGAAGGAGAGGCCUUUGGUCCUGACCAGAGCGAUCAGAGAGUACACACAUACGGAGAGCAGCUUUUCGACGAAGACCGCUUCGGUGAAUAGGAUAAAGUUUUUCCGCAUCUAAUGUGUGCCCCGCCCUGAGUUUCUACAGAGAACUGAAGGGAAAGUUCUUGCAUUUGAAUCGUCUGUUUUCUGUGAAAAUUGUUCUUUAUUGAAGCAUUCCGGAUUGCAGGAUCCGUUUAUUCACAAAAGCUUGCCCAUAGAUUGUGAUUUUUGAUAUAUUUCCGGCAAACUGCAGUUGGCGUGUAAAGGGAAAAAAACGAAUUGUGUUCAUUCAGUGAGAGCGAGAGUGUCUGUGACGGGAAUUAUUUGCCCAUAUAUCCUGCUAGACUCAGUUGUGCCGCAGUCGUCGACGAACACUAACGCGAAACCAAGAAGAAAAUCCGUGGAAAAAUCGGAACGCACACGACACAGACAAGUUGUCUAAAAGUGAAGAAAAUCAACCGAUUCGAGUGGUAAAUUAGUGAUUUUUCUGGGAUUGAAUCAGUGUCCUCAGACGUAAGCCAAAAUGUUGAUUGGAUUAGUCCGAGAUUCGGUUAUGCAGUGCUUCUGCCACACGUGCCGAGCCCCCAUUCUGCCGGCAGUCAACCGCCGGUCAGCGCCCACAAAGAAACCAACCAAAGCCCGCACCAAGCAGCCAAAAGCGUCCAAGAAAGUGAAAUUCAUCACAACCGAAAUCCGAUGCCAAGAAAAAUCGAAGGGUGGCCUGUGCUACGAGGUGAUUCUCGCCGAGCCCGCCGUCAACGUGACGCUACCGAAGCUUCCAGUGACGCCCGGUAAGGCUGCGUCUGCCGAAGAGAUCGAGGAAAAAUUGAAAGCCGCCGAGGAGCGACGUCUGUCGCUGGAGGCCAAGAAAAUGGCCGACUGGACCGCGAAGAUGGCCAAGAUUGAGGAAGCCACCCGCAAGAAGGAUGAAUUGGACAAGGAAUUCAAGACGCACGCGAAGGAAGUGCUGGAUUCCAAGAUGGAACAGUACGAAGGAAAACGGGAACAGCAAAUUCUGGAAAUUAAGGAGAAGUUGAAGAUGCAUGCAGCCGAAAUCGAGAAGACGCGACACAGCUUGGAACACACGAAAUCGGAAGAGCUGAAGGUUCAGCUGGAGGACAAACUGCGAACUGCGGCCUCGUUGCGUGACGAUAAGAUCAAGAAAAUUCUGGACCGGCUAAAGGAACACAACACUGACAAGCUGAACGAAGUGCGAGCCACCGUGGAUCUGCUCGAGUCACAGAAAUCGGAGGAGAAGACCCGCAUUAUCGAGAACAAAUUGUCCACCGCCGAGCAGAACCGCGAGAAGGAACUCCAGAAGAAGCUGGAAACCAUUCGCAAACACGAGCGACGCGCGGAAAUCGUGCGCCAGAACAAGGCCGCCCUAUCCACCCAGAAGAACGACGACACCAGCGUUACUGCAUCGUCCGGUUAAGGAUCCACUAGCGCCAUCGUACGAGCUUCCUUCUUUAUCCUCUCUCUCUUUGACAUACCAUUAUUGAAGAAAAAAAACACCGCUCCUCCUCCUCCCUAAAUCGGCAAACACUGAUUCUGAGCAGGAAAACAUCCUCCGGAAUACGAAAUGGCUCACGGAAAAUGGAACGUGCAAAACACAAAGUAGAACAACUAAGAGUUCAAUCACACCGAGUUAAAUAAAUAAAAAGAACGUUACAUGCAAAUAAUAACGAAAAAAAAAGUAUUAAUUGCCAGAAGCAAAAAAAAAAGAGAAUUGAUAUCAGUAGUAGCGUGCAAGAGCAAGCCAGCAAACAGCAAAGAAAACGCAAAGCAAAGCCGAACGCGUUAACAUCAAAACUGUUUAUUGAUUGAUGAUCUAGCCAUUUGAAGUACCGUGUGCAACCAAAAGAAGAUAGAUAGAUACAAACAAACAUACAACAACAAAUAAAA